Salvia splendens (bonfire salvia) is the source of this 1687-nucleotide messenger RNA. RefSeq names its product coatomer subunit beta'-2-like. Gene Ontology annotation, cellular component: COPI vesicle coat. Gene Ontology annotation, molecular function: structural molecule activity; protein binding. The record is from RefSeq and is a predicted model, not a curated record. Gene Ontology annotation, biological process: retrograde vesicle-mediated transport, Golgi to endoplasmic reticulum; intracellular protein transport; endoplasmic reticulum to Golgi vesicle-mediated transport. NCBI's taxonomy places the organism in Eukaryota, Viridiplantae, Streptophyta, Magnoliopsida, Lamiales, Lamiaceae.
UACGAAGAAACGUACGCAAAAUUCACCUGCUUCUCUUCGAUAGAAAUUUUAACACUCUUUUGCUCUCUUGUUGGAGUGCAAAACCCCCAUUCUCUCUCUACAUUUUGCAUACCUCUGCGCGCACUACUCAUAUCUUGAUCGCAGCAUUCGAGUGUGUGUAGCUCGGUGGAUCUUGAUCGAUACGGUUUCCCUGCUGCCGAACUCAGUGUAGAAAAUGCCGCUCAGACUAGAAAUCAAGAGGAAACUUGCACAAAGAUCAGAAAGAGUAAAGUCUGUGGAUCUACAUCCAACAGAGCCAUGGAUAUUGGCGAGCCUGUAUUCGGGGACUCUUUGCAUCUGGGAUUAUCAGACCCAGACAAUGGUUAAAUCUUUUGAGGUUACUGAACAGCCAGUUAGAUCUGCUAAGUUUAUAGCACGAAAACAGUGGGUGGUUGCUGGCUCUGAUGACAUGCACAUACGUGUCUACAAUUACAAUACAAUGGAUAAGGUUAAAGUAUUUGAGGCCCACACAGACUAUAUCAGGUGUGUGGCAGUUCAUCCCACUCUCCCUUAUGUGUUGUCAUCCUCAGAUGAUAUGCUCAUAAAACUCUGGGACUGGGAAAAGGGGUGGUUAUGCACUCAAAUAUUUGAGGGUCACUCCCACUAUGUGAUGCAAGUGACUUUUAAUCCUAAAGAUACCAAUACUUUUGCCAGUGCAUCUCUUGAUCGCACCAUUAAGAUUUGGAACCUUGGCUCCCCUGAUCCGAAUUUCACUCUUGAUGCUCACCUGAAAGGAGUCAACUGUGUUGAUUAUUUUACUGGUGGUGAUAAACCUUAUUUAAUCACUGGCUCUGAUGAUCACACUGCUAAGGUUUGGGAUUAUCAGACAAAGAGUUGUGUCCAGACACUAGAAGGACACACGCAUAAUGUUUCGGCAGUUUGUUUCCACCCUGAACUCCCCAUUAUAAUAACAGGUUCUGAGGAUGGUACAGUUCGCAUAUGGCAUUCCACCACAUAUAGACUUGAAAACACAUUGAAUUACGGUUUUGAAAGAGUUUGGGCUGUUAGUUACAUGAGAGGAUCAAGACGGGUUGUAAUUGGCUAUGAUGAAGGAACCAUAAUGGUAAAGCUUGGUCGAGAAGUACCUGUUGCAAGCAUGGACAACAGUGGGAAAAUUAUAUGGUCUAAGCAUAAUGAGAUCCAGACAGUCAACAUUAAGAGUGUUGGGGCCGAUUAUGAUGUUGCUGAUGGAGAGAGAUUGCCUUUAGCUGUGAAGGUGGGAACCUGUGACCUUUAUCCACAGAGUUUGAAACACAACCCUAAUGGUAGGUUUGUUGUUGUAUGCGGGGAUGGUGAGUACAUCAUAUACACAGCUUUGGCAUGGAGAAACAAAUCCUUUGGGUCAGCUUUGGAAUUUGUUUGGUCCACAGAAGGAGAAUAUGCUGUUAGGGAAAGUACAUCAAAGAUUAAGAUCUACACUAAAAAAUUCCAGGAGAAGAAAAGUAUCCGCCCUACAUUUUCGGCUGAGCACAUCUAUGGUGGCACUUUAUUGGCAAUUUGCUCAAAUGAUUUUAUUUGUUUCUAUGAUUGGGCUGAAUGCAGGUUGAUCCGACGUAUUGAUGUCAAUGUUAAGAAUCUUUACUGGGCUGAUAGCGGUGAUUUGGUGGCCAUUGCUAGUGAUUCGUCAUUCUACAUACUUAAGUAUAAU